Molecule: messenger RNA, 3817 nt
Organism: Stylophora pistillata
Lineage: Eukaryota; Metazoa; Cnidaria; Anthozoa; Scleractinia; Pocilloporidae
Product: neuralized-like protein 4
Biological process (GO): proteasome-mediated ubiquitin-dependent protein catabolic process
Cellular component (GO): SCF ubiquitin ligase complex
Molecular function (GO): protein binding
Source: RefSeq, a predicted model, not a curated record
CCAACCGCAUCCAGGAAGUAGCUGAAGUCUAGAGGGAUAACAGCUCCAAAAUGCUGUAAAACUUGUCUCAAACCUAUCAGUUUAUCAUCAAAAAGGCGUAUCAAAGAAAUGGGUGCCGAACAUUCUAUACCUCUUAGUCAGAGGCGUACGCAAGGAAGUCCCAUUGACUCCCUGUUUGAGCGCGCUGUUCUUGAUGCUCUUCGUGAAAUAGCUGAAGAAUCAUCGGUGCCAUCCGAACAGAUUGAGCAUGCGUGGGACCCCGAAGACUGCUCACCGAGGUUCCGAGUUUUGAGUGACAGGUUGACAGCUAGAAGACUUCCCUCACCUCUCACCACAGAUGGCAUAAGAGGAAAGAAAGGAUACAGAGAAGGUCGACACGUGUGGGAAAUAACGUGGGAACGGGACGAACGAGGCUGCUACGCGGUUAUCGGAAUCGCUCACCCCCAGGCCCCCCUUCAGUGCCUUGGUUACCUGCCACUGAUUGGAUCCAACUCAGAAUCGUGGGGAUGGAAUUUAAGCAACAAAGUGACAUUCCACGAUGGAAAGGCGUCUACUUAUCCGGUGAACAAUCCGGGAUUAUUCGUUCCUGAUACAGUUUACUGUAUACUGGACAUGGACAACCUUACUUUAAGUUUUGCGACAGAGACCACAUAUCUCGGUGUGGCGUUUCGUAAUUUACCUCGCGAUCGGGAGAAGCCUUUGUGCCCAUGUGCAAGUGCGGUUUACGGCAAUUGUGACAUCAAAAUGAGGUAUAUGGGAAGGGGAGACGCCUUUAUUGCCAAGUUAGAAGCAUCAAAAGAGAAAGCUUCGCAACCGCCAACUUCCCUUGCAGUCAAGCCCCCACCGGAAUUACCUGGUCCCAAGUCUCCUCUUCAGUCUCCGAGUUCCUCGGAGUCAUACAAGUUCUCUCAAAACUGUGGAGAUAACAUUGCUAUGAUGCUUGGGGGGAAGAAAGCCAGGAGGAUCGAUGCCCUACAGAAUUUAAACCAUGGAGUUGUGAUGACUGUACAACCUUUGAAAGAUGAUGAGCUGUUUGAAGUACGCUUGGACAGUAAAGUGCCAAAGUGGUUUGGCACUCUAGACAUUGGAGCCACGACAGUCUCCCCCGAAGGCCUGGAGUUUCCUCCUUCCAUGGAUCGCUUUCGACAAGGCGUGACGUUUGCACUCUGUGAAAAUAAAAUACUAAAAAAUGGAAACGAAAUGACAGAGAUAUCAAAGGACUUGAAUGAUUUGACGGUUGGAGAUCGAGUGGGGGUGAUGCGCAAGUUAGACAAUUCCUUGCAUUUUUUCAUAAACGGAAUAAAUGUGGGCAAGCAGGUCAAAACCCUUCCGCCUGUUCUUUAUGGAGUCGUGGAUGUAUUCGGUCAAGCUGAAGAAGUAACUAUAACUGGUGGUACGGCGGAAACUCAAAGCAGUAACCAGGAUGGGGUGGACUCUGUCUCCGUUAUGGUGCGCAUGAACAACAUCAUCGACAUCAUAAAAGAUGGAAAGUUUAACGAUCUUUUGUUCGUAGUCAGAAAAGUGGCGAAAGAUAUACUAGAGCCUUUUUCCGAGACAGACGACAGGCAGCUUCGCAUAAAGUAUGGUGACCAUUUGUCAGACAUCGGUGCUCCUAUGUACCUAACCAUGCUUCUUCGCCGGGUGAUGGACAUGGGGAUGGAGACUCAAGCCGGGGGGCUCGGCAUGUGCGUGAUUCGUAGUGUAUUUUGGAAUUACGCGGACGCCAGCUUAAAAAUGGCGAGAGGUUUGGGACGAAGUGGGGCUCUGAAUAUUAUGUUAAAUGAUUUGGACACCUUUGGCCCGUACAGUUCCAUAGACGAGAAAAAGAAAUUCCUGGUCUUUUCUACAAUGAGUAUUCUGCACAACUGCUCUAAGGCUGCAGAAAAUCGUCAGAUCCUACUUAAUCUGAGAGCGAUUGAGAGGAUUUCGCCAUUCCUGAAGGCAGAUGAUGUGGAAAUUGUUAUGGCAGCAAUUUUGACACUUGCACACAUAUCCUCCGAUGACCAGAAAAAACGUUUGGAAGCAGAGAGCAGAGUAAUAGGCUAUCUGAUUGGUAUGUUGCGAGAUGCACUGAAUCAGUCCGACUUGCGAGUAAGAUCGGAUGGGGGCACGUGGUCUGCUCAAGAAAUCGCAGAGGGUUUGGGUAACCUGGUGGUGAAUGAAAAGAACAUGGAAGUUAUGCUGGAGAGAGAUGUUGUUUCAUUAAUGAUAUCACUCCUCGCGAAAGGUGGGGAUACUGAAAAGGAGUGUGCAGCUAACACCCUUUGGAUUAUCGCAAAGACAUCGAAAGGGAAAGCAAAGAUAAAGGAGACUGCAGCUGCUACAGAAGAGUUAACUCGCUUGAGCAAAAGUUCCAACCAGUCUGUGCAGGCGGCAGCCAAGAGAGUCCUUCUUAAGCUUAAGGAAACCACCUACACCCAAGGUGCAGCAAACAAACAGCCAAGAACACGCUGUGACUAUCAAGAGAAAUGCCGCACCUUCAAGUCAUCCCUCAAGCUUUCAGACGAGUUUUUCAACCCAAAGUUCGACAUAUGUUACUGUACAGAGUGUCACGCUGCCCGAGGCGACAACCUCUACUACACUCGAGGGCAGCCCGCAAAAGACUACGGGAUACCAAUAGGAUGGUGUCGGCUUGGACUCAUGGUCAAUCCUCGAGCUAAGGCUCUGGACGUGUUUAACAAAUGGCACGUAGCAUUCCAUGGUACAAGAGUCGAAAGUGUAAACGCGAUCCUAGAAGAAGGUGGUCUUCUUAUCCCAGGCGAUGUUGCGCUGGGAGGAAAGAAAUUAAGUGAGGAGGAUGAACAUUUUAAUGACGACCGUAAACCAACAGGGUUUGACACAAAGCAGAUCUUUGUAUCACCGAGUGUGCGCUAUUCAGGAGGCGACUCUUAUGCAAAACCAAAAAGUUUUACCCACCCAUCAACCAACAAAACUUACACCGCCAAGGCAGUUCUUCAACUCUGCAUCAACCCAGACAGCUACCAAGUUGGACCUCAGACAAUCGGUGCUACGGCUGAGAUUGAUCCAAAGUUUAGUAACCAAGAAAUUGAAUGGUCUACUAAGGAACGUGGCUCGAUUAUUCUUUACGGACUUCUGGUUAAACUCGAUGAAGAGAACUAAAUUUCCCUCUGCCGUAUUGAUAAUUUCAGUAUGUUUAUUUACAAGUGAUUUGUUUUUUGCUGUGUUUUUAAGAUGCGUGGGCCUUUUAAACCGUAAAAUUAGAUCGUGAGGCAUAGUGAACAAUAUGUCAUGCAGAAAAUACUCUAAAAUAACACAAAACUAGUGAAUAGAGGGAGUUUGAACAGUUUGACUGACCGACUGAGGGUUUGAGCAUGAUGAAACGAUAUGGGAGUAGUGUUUAAAUGCUCUUCUUCUUAUGAAUACUUUGUGAUUGCUCACAACUUGCAUUUUGAGAUGCCCUCUCAGACGUGCAAUUGAAAAAUUAGAAAACGCAACUAGGCUGUUCAGCUUGUUUCUCCAUUGUUUCUAAAACCCCCAUUUAUUGUUUACAAUGGCCACCCUAUGUCAGCUCUCAAACGAGCUUGUAGAGUAAUUUUGGUUAUUAUCUGCUCACAGUAAGUUUGGAAGCCUCCGUUUUUUUGCGAAGAGGGAACAAAAUGGGUCGUAAAGCCUCAGUGAUAUAUUCUUGUUUAUUAUUGUUAACCAAUAGCUAAUCUCAGUAUAUACUAGUCAAUGCCAUGGGAUCAUAUAAUUCAAUUUAACGACAGCAAUUAAAAGUUUAGUUACGGUAGAAUCCAAAAUGUAAUCGAUGUAGUUAAUAAGGUUUAUAUUAAAGGUAAUUGUUCUUUCUGUCUAA